AUGUCCGCCAAGGUGCAUACACUCGCCCAAGCUGGCUUCGGUGCCGGGACGAAUGAACUCUAUGAUCGGCUCGGCGCGGGCACCGGUAUCUUCACCCGCGCCCUGCUCGCGCACCCCGACUGGACGCAUGCCGUGAAUGAGCUCCGCGCCGUCGAGCCCAGCGCGGGCAUGCGCGAGCAGUUCACCAAGACCGUGACGGACCCGCGCGUGUCGAUCCGUGAGGGCACGUUUGACGAGACCGGCAUCGAGGACGGAUGGGCCGAUCUCAUCGUUAUCGCUCAAGCGUACCAUUGGUGCCCGGACUACAACAAGGCGGCCGUUGAGUUCGCCCGAGUGCUCAAACAAGGAGGGGUCGUCGCACUCAUUUGGAACCUCGAGGACAGAGACCGCUCAGCGUGGGUUGCCCAGCUCCGUGAUCGCUAUGAAUCACACGAGAGCGGAACACCGCAAUUCCGUCUCGGCCUGUGGCGUGCCACCUUUUCGACACCUGGGUAUCAGGCAAACUUCGAGCCGCCGGAAGAGGAAGUAUUCGAGUUUGUCCUGGAAGGUACCCGCGACAUCGUCGUCAACCGUGCGUGCAGCAAGAGCUACAUUGCGAUCCUUCCUCCGGAUGAGAAGCAGAAGGUCAUCGAUGAUAUCGACUCAGUUCUGAAACAGAAGGACAUCUUGAAGUGGAUUGACGAAGACAAGGGGAUCUUCGAGUACCCGUACACGACUACCGUCGUCCUGUGGAGGAAGAAGUAG
Messenger RNA from Dichomitus squalens LYAD-421 SS1, 744 nucleotides. Its product is annotated as S-adenosyl-L-methionine-dependent methyltransferase. The coding region runs from base 1 to 744 and encodes 247 amino acids. Gene Ontology annotation, molecular function: S-adenosylmethionine-dependent methyltransferase activity. NCBI's taxonomy places the organism in Eukaryota, Fungi, Basidiomycota, Agaricomycetes, Polyporales, Polyporaceae. The transcript has 4 exons. The record is from RefSeq and is a predicted model, not a curated record.